Sesamum indicum (sesame) is the source of this 861-nucleotide messenger RNA. Lineage: Eukaryota; Viridiplantae; Streptophyta; Magnoliopsida; Lamiales; Pedaliaceae. The record is from RefSeq and is a predicted model, not a curated record.
AUGCACCUCGACGAACUUGAGGAGGGAGCCCUCUACGGUGACGGCAAUCAAUGGAGUCGCGGGCCGGUGAUCGGAAAAAGCGGUUAUGCGGUGGUUUUCGUGGCCACUUUGAACAAGUACAAGCGCCGCCGUACCAUCGCGAAUCGCCUGAGGCCAGUCAUGGCGGUGAAGUCCUCCGGGACUACAUCGGGUGACGGCGGAGAGCCGGCCUAUAAUCUGUUACUAGAGUACCCGUCCGGCGGAACCCUGGAGGAUUUGAUUGCGAGAAGCGGCGGCAUUGGGCUGCCGGAAAACGACGUUUGGCGAUAUACUAAAUCUUUGCUUCUAGGGCUUGUUCAUCUGCAUGAUCAUGGCUACGUCCACCGGAACUUGAAGCCCAAUAACGUCGUACUCCUCCGCUAUAGUUCAACUGAAUUCAUCGCUAAAAUCGGAAACUACGAGUCUGUUGUUAAGAUUGAGAAGCUGAAGAAGACACUUUGGAGGCCGUAUUCAAGAACGGGUGUUGAUUACUUGUCGCCCGAAGCAUUCUCCGGCGGGAACCAGGGGCACGCCGCCGAUGUUUGGGCUGUUGGCUGCAUAGUUUACGAGAUGCUGACUGGGAAAUCUGUGUGGGAGGGGAGAGAGGAGGUGGAAAUAAGGGCUGAGCUCCGGAAUAUGAAAAAAGGGCGUGGAAGAAUUAAUUUUAAUCCAAAUGGGGUAUCGGAGAAUGGGAAGGAAUUCUUGAAGGGGUGUUUCGAAACAGAAGCUAAGAGCAGAUGGACUGCUGAGAGGUUACUGCGUCUGCCAUUCUUGGCAAGUACGAGCUCGUGAAGGAGGAUUGAGGGUUUAGACAAGGAGUUAUGGAUCGAAGCAACUCGUGAG